Molecule: messenger RNA, 1200 nt
Organism: Brenthis ino (lesser marbled fritillary)
Lineage: Eukaryota; Metazoa; Arthropoda; Insecta; Lepidoptera; Nymphalidae
Source: the annotation of a GenBank genome assembly
AUGCUACCUGGCAUAGGUGUGUUUGGGACGGGAUCAGUGGCGAAAGUUUUAGUGCCGUUUUUAAGAGAAAAAGGAUUUCCAGUGGAAGCAAUAUGGGGUGUAACAAUUCAAGAAGCCGAAAGUACAUCAAAAGAGCUUAAAAUCCCCUUUUUCACAAAUAAAAUAGAUGAUGUUUUAUUGAAAAAGAAUGUAAGCCUCGUAUUUAUUGUUUGUGCGCCUAAUUUACAUGCACAAAUAUCUGUGAAAGCACUUGGGAUAGGAAAACAUGUUGUAUGUGAUAAGCCUGCUGGACUUUGUCAAGCAGAAGCACUAAAAAUGGUCCGAGCAGCUCAGUAUUAUCCUACUUUAAUAUCUAUAAUCAAUCACUCCCUGAGAUUUCUUCCAGCAUUUAGCCAUAUGAGAAAAAGUAUUGUUGAUGGUUAUCUAGGUAACCCAAAUGAGCUAACACUUAUUGAUGUAAGAGUACAAAUGGGAUCUUUACUUGGUGAAACCUAUAAUUGGUUAUGUGAUGACACUAUGGGUGGUGGCACUCUUACAUUGGUUGGCAGUCAUGUCAUAGACCUAGUUUCUUAUCUUAGUGGUCAAAAAGUUAUGAAAGUGCAUGGUGUUUUAAGAACAUUUGUAGAAGAGACAGCAAAAGUAAAUGGUAUUAGAAGAAUUACUGCACCAGAUUUUUGUACAUUUCAAUUACAAAUGGAAAAAGGCUUACUGGUGACAGCAACACUAAAUAAUCAUUUACCAGGCCCAUGUUUUAAUCAAGAAAUUUAUGUAUAUAGUAAAAAAGGUUAUCUUGUAGUUAGAGGGGGAGACUUACAUGGAAAAUUGCAUAAGACAAAUGCAAAAAAUAUAGAAGAAGAUAGUAAAAGAAAUCAUGACAAAGAAGAAGUCAUUUAUGUAGAUAUUGAAGACCUUAGUUGUGCAUCAAGUGUAAUUCCCAAGCCUUAUAUAAAAGGACUUUGUAAAAUGAUUAGUGCACUUAAAGAAGCGUUCUUGCCUGUUAAAGAACAAAUGGAUUGGAUAAAAGAACCAGUAAGAGCUGCAGCUACCUUUGAGGAUGGUCAGAGAGUUCAAGCAACAAUGGAAGCUUUAAGACAAUCAAGUGAAGAUGGUUGUUGGAAAACGGUACAGCUUUUGACAGAACCACCAGAUCCAAACCCAGCUUUAUCUGCAGCAGUUCGACGUACAGCCAUAUCGUUACAA